Corythoichthys intestinalis (scribbled pipefish) is the source of this 8355-nucleotide messenger RNA. Its product is annotated as artemin. Gene Ontology annotation, biological process: peripheral nervous system development. Gene Ontology annotation, molecular function: receptor tyrosine kinase binding; glial cell-derived neurotrophic factor receptor binding; growth factor activity. The coding region runs from base 4486 to 5031 and encodes 181 amino acids. The transcript is spliced from 2 exons. NCBI's taxonomy places the organism in Eukaryota, Metazoa, Chordata, Actinopteri, Syngnathiformes, Syngnathidae. The record is from RefSeq and is a predicted model, not a curated record.
UUUUAUAGCCAUGUCGCAUUUUUUUUUGUCAUGUGGCAAAAUUGAUUUUGCCAUGUGACAUUUUUUGCCGUGUGGCAAAAUGGAUUUUGCCAUGUGACAUUUUUUUUGCCAUGUGGCAAAAUUGAUUUUGCCAUGUGGCAAAAUGGAUUUUGCCAUGUGACAUUUUUUUUGCCAUGUGGCAAAAUGGAUUUUGCGAUGUAGCAUUUUUUUCUUUACCCUGUGACAUUGUUUUUUCUAUGUGGCAAAACUGAUUUUGCCAUGUGGCUUUUUUUCUGCCAUGUGGCCAAAAUGGAUUUUGGUUUGUUUGUUUGUCUGCCAUUUAAUAUGAAUGGAAAAUUUGGACAUGCAUACCUUUCAAUGGCAUAGCCUGAAUUGAGUGCCGGUAGAGUGUCAAUGCCCUGUAAUGUAAAGUGUAUGGUCAAAAAUCACAGCAACACAUGUUUUUCUUCCAUUUAAUAUGAAAAAUUUGGACAUGCAUAGCCGUCAAUGGCAUGGCCUGACUCAGGUGCCAGGUGAAUGUCAGUGCACUGUAGUGGUAAGUCUGGUCAAAAAUCACAGCCACAUGUUUUUCUGCCAUUUAAAAUGAAUGGAAAUUUUGGACCUGCAUAGCCAUCAAUGGCGUGGAUGUGCGUGGCCUUCAAAAAUGCCAUUUUCCGGAAAAAAAAAAAAAAAAAAAGCCACAAACCAAAUCCAUUUUGCCACAUGGCAAAAUCAAUAUAUAUACCAGUAGAUGUGUAUAUGAAUACAGCAUGAUUAAAAAAGAAUGUGCCAAAACCAUUGCGGUAUAUUAAAAAUAAAAAACAAUAACUAUAGCUGGAUACAAGUAUUAGUAUUAGGGCUGUCAAACGAUUAAAAAUUUUAAUCGAGUUAAUUACAGCUUAAAAAUUAAUUAAUCGUAAUUAAUCGCAAUUCAAACCAUCUAUAUAAUAUGCCAUAUUUUUCUGUAAAUUAUUGUUGGAAUGGAAAGAUAAGACGCAAGAUGGAUAUAUAUAUAUUCAGCAUGCGGUACUUAAGGACUGUGUUUGUUUAUUAAAACAAUAAAUCAACAAGAUGGCAUUAACAUUAUUAACAUUCUGUUAAAGUGAUCCAUGGAUAGAAAGACUUGUAGUUCUUUAUGAAAAAUGUUAGUACAAGUUAUAGAAAUUUUAUAUUAAAACCCCUCUUAAUGUUUUCGUUUUAAUAAAAUUUGUAAAAUUUUCAAUCAAAAAAUAAACUUGUAGGCCGCCAUUGUAGAUGGCAAUAAUUACUUACACUAUAAAAUCAGUCGCACCCAAGCGCCAGCAGAGGGCAGCAAAACUCCGCAAAACACAAUUAACAAGUGGGCCUUUCAUUCCUCUGUCAUUUAAAUCUGUCUGAGCUGGGCCAAGUGCGUUAAUUGCGUCAAUUUUUUUAACGGGAUUAUUUAAAAAAAUUAACGCCCGUUAACGCGAUAAUUUUGACAGCCCUAAUUAGUAUAUAACUUUUUUUUUUUAUUGCAUGCUUUACAAGUGCUCAAUGUGACCACCAGCAGCAGCACGACAACAUCAAGCUGAUAUGACUUUUCAUUUGUAAUCGUGCGUUUGAAAAAUUGACGGUGUCAAAGGACUUUUGCGCAAUCUCUGUUAUUAAUGUGUUAACUGACAGCACUAAUAUAUCACAUUUUUGCAUCGGGAGAAAAUACUUUUACUUUUUACUUGUGAAGUCAAUUUUAAAGCAAGUACGCUACUUUUGUAAUUUUACUUCAGUCAUUGUUUUGCCCUUGGAUUUGUACUUAAGUUAUAAAAAAAAAAAGUGAGUACUGUACUUCAUCCACCACUUGUUGGGAAUCCUUGAUUCCAAGUCAUAGGAGACACGUGUGAGGAAUUUGUCGUCUACAACAACAAACGCGUAGAAAGGUGGGCAAAAAAAAAAAAAAGUCCUAAACGGCAGGUGUCCUCUAUUAUAAGAAGCUCCUUGACCCGGGAGACAGAAGGAGGCUUUGUUUUGGGCUUUGCUGGUGGUCCAGCAUAGCUGUCUGUCUCUCCAAAUACUUAUUUUAUGCCCCAGGCCACAUUAUGUCUGGUAUGCACAAUUCAUUCAUAAAUAAUGGAUUAGCAAAUGAAUUAUAGUCCAGUGAUCAUUUUACAUUUAAAAAAAUAAGUAAAAGCUCUUAAGUUAUUGGCUGCCAUUGAUAGCGCCAGAUGUCCAAUCCAUGAAUUGAUUGAGUCAAAUUGGAUUCGACGUCUAUUGCCGUCAAUGGCAGUGAAACAUAAUCACUCAGUGAGAACCAUGGUAUGUCAGUGGCAGUGAAUGAGUUAAACGCAAAAUAUUUUUAUUGUAUUUUUUUUAUUAUAAUUGUUUUUGGGGUUUUUUAUCUGUUUUUAUCACUUUAUAAUUUUUAAAAAUGGGGGGAUUAAACAUUCUUUCAUGGUAUUUUAAUGAAAAAUAUGCAAUAAUAAUAAUUUCAUAAAAACAAAGGGAAAAAAAUUAUUCAUUUUGUAAUUUUAAUUUUUAAAUUCAAUUCAAUUCAAUUCAAUUUUAUUUGUAUAGCCCUCAAUCACAACAGAGGUCUCAAAGGACUUUACAGAGGCAAUAUGAUACACAAUUAGAAAUGAAGCAACAAAGAUGAAUAGAUACAGUUCAAGUCCUGGGUAUCCCCUAUCCUUAAGACCCUCCAUGCCGGCAAGGAAAAACUCCAAAAACUCCAGAGUCAAUUGGGAGAAAAAUGAGAAACCUUGGGGAGUACCACAGUCAGGAGAGAUCCACUCCCAGGACGGAUAGACAGGAACCCCAGAACGGCUAAUGGAAAUUAGCAAGCGAAAUUAUAGUCCGUAAAAAUUUGAUUUUAAUUAAAUUUAAAAAUUAUUUUUUAUUGAAAUAAAGAAUAUUUGGAAAUAAAGUUAAAAUUCCAAAUGAAACGUUUUAAAAUGUUUCAUUUAAAAAUAAAAUAAAUAAUAACUAUAAAUAAAAUACAGGAAAUUAUUUUGAAAUAUGUUCAUAUUAUGAUUUUUUUUUUUACAUAGUUUCAUAGUUUACAUUUGCAUUUAUUUAGAUUUUCAUCAAAAAAUUGAGCAAACAUUAAAAACAAUUUUUUGAUUAAUUUUUGGGAUUUUUUUUAUGUAUUUAAAAACAAUAAGGAAAAAUGUAAAUGUUUUAAAAAUUAUAUUUGUUUUAAUUUUGUAUUAUUAUACAAAUGAUUAUUUAUUACUACUUUAUGACCAAAAAAAAAAAAAAAGGUAUUUAUUAUAGAAAUAAAGAUAAUCCCCCAAAGGAAGAAAAAAAAAAGUACAUUAUACUGUAUAUAUACAAAAAAAAUAAAAACUUAUUAUGGAAAAGUUUUUUUUCUCUUCAUAUGUCAUCCAAAUGAUUAUUUAUUACUACUAUAUGACCAAACAAAAAAAAGUUUUUAAGGAAAUGAAAUUUAGGUAUUUAUUAUAGAAAUAAAGAUAAUCCACCGAAGGAAGAAAAAAAAAGUACAUUAUACUGUAUAUAUAAAAAAAAUAAAAAAACUUAUUAUGGAAAAGUUUUUUUUCUCUUCAUAUGUCAUGCAAAAGUUUGGGCACCCCAGGAUAUGUACAGUUGAUACAAACUACAGAUAUACAGUACAAAUAUUUGCAUGUGUUAAGAAUAUCAAAUCCUCACCUUACUACGCAUGCGCACAAUCACGCACACACGCGCAUUUAGUGCAAGCCUUCUCACCCGAGCGCGCGCACGUGAGUUCGGAGCCGCGUCAAUGUUCUCCUGGAGCUCCUGGCUACGGCGGACAGGUAAGACGCCGAACCAAUGACGUCACAACAUUCGGGAACAUUCCAAGCGCUGCAAGACUGCUUGAUCGAUCGCGAUAUUCAACUUUUCUCUCUGGACGUCAAAGCCAAGCAGUGAAUUAACCCUUAAAUGCUUUUUUUUAGUUGACAUUGAACUCAUUUCCGGCCAUUAACAACAAUAGACAUCCAAUUUAUUGAAUCCUUUAUUGCGGGAAUGAUGAUUUUAUUUUUUUUAAAUAUAGGACAGUGUCUCAAACGUGUGGCCCAGGGGCCAAUGGCUGCCCACGGGACAUUUUUGACAUCCAAUGGUGUUACAUUUUCCAAAGGGCAUAAUGAUAAACAAUAAACUGAAAAAACUAGGACGAAUAAAGACAUUAAUUCCAUAAAGUGUGGCAUGUAUUUUUUUUCAACAGAAAUUUAAGUUUAAAAUUUUUUGCUUUGUUUUAUAAAUCUUUCGUGACGACUCUUUGUCUGCCAUUGACGGCAAUAGGUGUCCAAUCCAUUUCAACAGUCUUGGUUAAAAUCAAAGUGUCAUCCAUUGCCGUCAAUAUGUAAUUUCAAUACCAUCUUUCCUCUUUUACUAACCACCACACAUACUCUGUCCCUGGGAGGACCUUCAUUCAAUAGCCGUCGUAAAAUAUUAAGCGCUAGCGACCACGUGUCCGGUGACAGUUGAGAAAAGAGGCCUGGCAGGCUUUAAAUGAUCAUGUUUCAGUGCCAUUGACGGUGAUACACGUCUAAUCCAUUUUGUUUGUGACAGGGGAUGUUGUGGCUAAUGACGGCGUUGCUAGCCUUGUCCGAGGACGUGUUGUCCGAGGAGGGCGGUCCGCAGAACCGUCUGGAACCCCCUCGGCGUGUCGUCGGGCGGACCCCAAGGAGGACUCCUGCGCGGGAGACCCGAGACCACGCUGACACUUUGUGGUUGGAUGACUCUGAAGCGUGGGUGCACACGGACGGUGCCUCGAAGAGGUGGCGGCGGUCCCUAGCGCCAACAUCCAAACGGGGUGACGGCGGCGCAGGAUGCCGCCUGGAGAAGCGUCAGCUACGCGUCCGCGACCUGGGCCUGGGCUACGACUCGGACGAGACGGUGGUCUUCAAGUUCUGCGCCGGCUCGUGCCGCGCCGCCCGCAGGAACUACGACCUGGCGCUGGGAGCUCUGGUGGCCCGGGGAGACGUCUCACCCCGGCGGGUUAGCCGCCGCCCGUGUUGCCGUCCCACCCGCUACGACGCCGUGUCCUUCAUGGACAUGCACGCUACCUGGAGGACUGUCCGCUGGCUCUCCGCCGGCGACUGCGGUUGCGUGGGAUGAACACGCAGUGGCGAAGAAGUAUCUUGCAAGACGGGGGCGAAGCCUUUUCGUCACCCUAACCUCAACAACACCCCCGUCAACAAGGCGUCUAGCAGAAGCUAACAGAAGCUAGCGGAAAUUAGCUAGUUGGCUAUUGAUUUUUUAGCACAUGAACUGAGCAGAAAUGUCUGAGAGAUGUUUACGUAACAACCAUGUGCGUUAUCUUUGGCGCUUUAUUGUGACGUGCUUAGGAGUAUCGUUAGCGCUUUGAUAUGAAGUAUGGCCAGACACGCCCCGCUUCUGGAAAUGAGGGGAGUCACCGCUAAUUCCUCACUGUCACGUGGUCGAUAGCUAACCCUAUUCGUACCCUAAACUCAACCAUGCUCCUGUCAAAGAGUUGUCUAGCGGGAGCUAGCAGAAGCUAAGUGGUUGGCUAAUGAGGUUUUAGCACAUGAACUGAGCGGAAGUUGGGAAAGUGCAAAUCUGGGAGAUGUUCACGUAACAACCAAUGUGUGUCACCUGUGGCGUUUUGUUGUGACGUGUUUAGGAGUAUCGUUAGCGCUUUGUCGUAAAAUAUGGAAUAUACACGCCCCCAUCUGGAAAUGAGGGUGUCACUGUUAUUGCGCCGCUGGCACAUGAUCGAUUGAUAACACUGGUUGUAACCCCAAAACAUCAACCAUGCCACCGUCAACGAACCGUCUAGCGGAAGCUAGUAGAAGCUAGCGGAAGCAAGCUAGUUGUUCAAUGAUUUUCAAACAGGAGAACUUAGUGGAAAAUUGUAAAUUAAGGAGUUGUUUAUGUAACAACCUAUUAGCGCUUUGUUGACUUGUUUUAGGAGCAUUGUUAGCGCUUUUUGCUAUGUAUAGCCAGACCUGACCCUUUUUCAAGACGCACCCCCACCUGGAAGAAGGGCUACACUGGUCUUGCGUCACUGACAUGUGAUCUAAAGUUAACCCUGUUCGAACGCUAACCUCAACAAUGCUACGGUCAACAAGGCAUCUAGCGCAAUGUCACUAGUUGGCCAACAAUUUUUAGCAGAAGAACUUGGUGUAAAUUGGGAAAGUGCAAGUUUGGAGAUGCUUAGGAAUAUGUUUACUGAACAACUAGUUUUUCACUGAUACCGAUACGAGACAGAAACCCUUUACGUUUGUUUUUUUAGGUGCUAAAAAGAAGAUUUAGCGUAAAACUUUCUAUGGCUGGCCAACUUAUUAGGAAGUGCGCGUCCGAAGAUUUUUCUCCCAGUUAACUGGAUAAAAAAAUAAAAAUGACUGCACUAAUGUUAUUUUACGUGGAGAAAGCGAUGUCUAUCUUUUUAGCACUGCGCUAGCUCGCUAGCACAUGUCAAAAGAAUGCUCACAUGGCAAAAAGAGAAUAGCGAGGAUAGCAUGCUAGCAGGUCAUAUUGGGUGUGACAUCUUCUUUUUGGAGUUUUUUUUUUUUGUCGGUCAGAGCUUUUUAGGACUGCGUUAGCCAGCUAGCACAUGUUGACAGAACGCUCAAACGGGAAAAUGAGAAUUGUGAGUCUAUGUAAAGCAUGCUAGCAGGUCUUAUUGGGUGUGACAGCUUCUUUUUGGAGAUUUUUUAGUGGGUUAGAGCUUUUUAGCGCUGCACUAGCCAGCUAGAACAUGUUGACAGAAUGCUCACACAGCAAAAAGGGAAUAGCGAGCCUAUGGAUAGCAUGCUAGCAGCUCAUUCUGGGUGUGACAUUAUUUUCUUUUUGGAGAUUUUUUUUUGGCGAGCAGGUACUUUUUAGCACUGCGCUACUCAGCUGGUACAUGUUGACAGAACGCUCACACGGCAACAAGAGAAUAGCGCGCCUUUGCCUAGCAUGCUAGCAGCUUAUUCUGGGUGUGACAUAAUCUUUUUGGAUAUUUUUUUUUUGCAUGCAGGAGCUUUUUAGCACUGCGCUACCCAGCUAGCACAUGUUGACAGAACGUUCACCUGGCAACAAGAGAAUAGCGUGCCUAUGGAUAGCAUGGUAACAGCUCAUUCUGAGUGUGACGUCAUGUUUUUGGAAAAUUUUUUAGUGGGCCGGAACUUUUUAGCACUGCGCUAGCCAGCUAGCACAUGUUGACGGAACGCUCACACGGCAACAAGAGAAUAGCGCGCCUUUGCCUAGCAUGCUAGCAGCUUAUUCUGAGCGUGACAAUCUUUUUGGACAUUUUUUUAGCGUGCAGGAGGUUUUUAGCACUGCGCUACCCAGCUAGCACAUGUUGACGGAACACUCACAUCGGAACAAGAGACUAGCGUUCCUAUGGAUAUUAUGCUAGCAGCUCAUUCUGGGUGUGACAUCCUGUUUUUGGAGUUUUGUUUUUUUAGUGUGCAGGAGGUUUUUAGCACUGCACUUCACAGCUAGCACAUGUUGACAGGACGCUCACAUGGCAACAAGAGAAUAGCGCGCCUUUGUCUAGCAUGCUAGCAGAUUAUUCUGGGUGUGACAUCAUCUUUUUGGAGAUUAUUUUAGUGUGCGGUAGCUUUAUAGCGUUGUGCUAACCUGCAAGCGCAUAUUGACAGAACGCUCACACGACAACAAGACAAUAGCACGCCUAUGGAUAGCAUGCUAGCAGCUCAUUGUGGGUGUGACAUCAUCUUCUUUUUGGAGAUUUUUUGUGGGUGGAGCCAAGGCAGCUGAAAAACAAAGACAAAUUAGCAUCUCAUUUCAUUAUUAAGCCUUUUCUGUCAGUUUUUGGUUGGAUUUGUGUCCAAAAUAUGCUCUGCAAUCAUUUUAAAGUCACUUUUUGUAGAAUUUCAUAGUGGCAUCAAGCAAAAAAACAACAUUGAAGACCAAAAACACUUAACAUACUCGAAUCCUGACAGCAGUAAAACAUUAGCACUAAGGUCAAGGCAAACAUCUCAAUGCCAAUGACACUACAGUAGCCUUGUUUACACGACGGCACGCUGUUACGGGAUGCCAAGACGAAUAUAGACGCGAACCGAGCGCUCCACAAAGAGAGUCUUUUCAACACGCUCUUUAGUUUUGGACGCGUUAGCGUUAACUCAUUGCCUGCCGUUGACAAGGAUAGACGUCCAAUUUAUUUAAGCUCGGGGUGGACGAAUGAACAAAUGUUACAUUUAACAAAUAUACAUCAAAUGCCUGUACUGUACCUUUUAAGGGGCAACCAAAACAAGCCACAGGACAUUUGUUUGUUCCUAUUUUCAUUUAGUUAAGAUCUGAUGAUCAUGUCAUUGCAUCUACGUUGGUUAAAUCGCUCAAAAAUAGAGCAAACACAUCAUCUUUUGAACAUUUUUUGGUGUGUUUUUUGUGAAAUGUGUGGGAAAAUUGUGUUUUUGGUCUGGUUUAUUUCAAAGCAAAUUGUUUUUGUGACCGACGGUGUUGGUUUACAGA